ACAGACGCGCACAGUGACAGACAGACAGCGGGACUUUAAAUACCUCGGAGCGUCUCUAACGGGACAUCUGACAGCUGAGAGGACCGAGACGCGUUCAGGUCCCUCCGGACAUCUUUUCCUCCCCCCGGCUCUUCUCCUCCUCUGAUGGAGCUGCAGCAAUUCCUGCACAGCCCGCACCGACCGCCCGCCGCCCGCCGCCACCGGGACUGAAGCCGCUCUCCGCUCGGUGUGUCCUCGUGACCGUGUCCCCUCCGUCCUCUCCGUCUUCCCGCAGGCCGCCGUCUCCUCCGUGACUCUCUGUUCCCAUGCGAUUCUUCAGACUCACAUUCAAGUGUUUCGUGGAUUGUUUUUGAAGGUCGCUGUCCGAGUGUUGGUUUAAUUCUCUUUAUUUUUUAUUUUAUCGUUUUAUUUUUUUUAUUAUUUUUUCUUUUGAUCGGAGCAGAACAUGUCUCCUGAUUAUUCGUAGACAUUCUUAAAUUGUGACCCUUUUACACGUGAAUUCGUCCCAAGAAAAUUGGAUUCAUACAUAAAACAAGAGAUCAUCUGUGGAUCAUCUGGUUCCGGCUGAAGUGAUCCGGGAUCCACCUGCAGCUCGCGCACAGGAACAAGAAUAAUAAUUAUAAUUAUUAUUAUUAUUAGAAGAAGAAGAAGGAGAAGGAGAUCCUGAACGGGACGGACUGACUCAUCCGUUUCUGAGGUCUGUGAGCUGCACAACUAACGGGACAAGAGACUGAAAUCACCAGUGCAACCAGUGCUCACUGACUGCUGUGUGACUGGUGUGUUAGUGGUGUGUGACUGGGAGGAAGGAACAGCAGAGCUCACCUUUUUAAAGGGACACAAAUCUGCAGGAUUAAAGGGGAAGUUGAGACUGAAAUUAUUCUGGAGGCAGAAAACAAACUGAUUUAAAGUGUUUCAAGUGAGAAAAACCUGCAGGAAUUAAAGGGAGCCUGAGAGGGACAUUUGGAGCUACAGCUGACUGGUGUCUAACUGGUUCCUGACUGGUGUCUAACUGGUUCCUGACUGGUGUCUAACUGGUGCCUGACUGGUGUCUAACUGGUUCCUGACUGGUGUCUAACUGGUGCCUGACUGUGGGAACGGUCAGGUCUUGACACAGAAACACAACAGAAAGUUUCAGGACUUGAAGGAAACUCAGAGACAGCCGCAGACCGAGGUCUUGGACCCUGUCCUGACUGGUUCUGAACUGGUUUGUGGACUGUGAGUGAUGGAGAAGCAGGCCCUGCCAGCCUCCUCCUGCUCUCUGGUUCUCCUGGAGGAGACCAAGAAGAACCCCCUCCUCCUGUCUAAUGGAGGUAGUGGCGGUGGUGGUUACCCACCUGCGGCCUCUAAUGGCAGCCUGGUCCCGCUGACCGCAGUGGUGGCGGGGUCCGGCAGCAGUGGCGGCAGUGUGUCAGGAGGUGCCUGUGGCGGACCGGACAAGAAAGUGGUGACGAGGGCGGGGCCAGGAUACCAGGAGCGGGAGACGUGGACGAGGCAGAUGGACUUCAUCAUGUCCUGCGUGGGCUUCGCCGUCGGACUUGGAAACGUGUGGAGGUUCCCGUACCUGUGCUACAAGAACGGAGGAGGCGUCUUCCUGAUCCCCUACCUGCUGUUUAUUUUUGUCGGAGGAAUCCCGAUCUUCUUCCUGGAGAUCGCUCUGGGACAGUUCAUGAAGGCCGGCAGCAUCAACGUCUGGAACAUCGCUCCGCUGUUUAAAGGUCUAGGUUAUGCCUCCAUGGUGAUCGUGUUUUUCUGUAACACCUACUACAUCAUGGUGUUGGCCUGGGGCUUCUACUACCUGAUCAAGUCCUUUAACUCAACCCUCCCGUGGUCCACCUGUGACAACGAAUGGAACACGCCCAACUGCAUUGAGAUCUUCCGUCACGAGGACUGCAAGAACGGCAGCCUCGCCAACGUCACCAUCAGCGGCAACAUGACCUGCGCUGAGAUGGCUGAUGCACGAUCGCCUGUCAUCGAGUUCUGGGAGAACAAAGUGCUGAACAUUUCUUCUGGUUUGGAAGAAACCGGACAGUUUAACUGGGAGCUCAUGUUGUGUUUGAUGGCAGUCUGGGUUAUGGUUUAUUUCUGCGUCUGGAAGGGCGUCAAAUCCACUGGAAAGAUUGUGUACUUCACAGCCACCUUCCCUUACGUGGUCCUCAUCAUCCUGCUGGUCAGAGGAGUCACACUUCCUGGAGCCUACGACGGCAUCAUGUACUACAUCAAACCUGAUUGGUCCAAACUGGAGGAGGCGCAGGUGUGGAUCGACGCUGGCACACAGAUCUUCUUCUCCUACGCCAUCGGGCUGGGAGCUCUGACCGCUCUGGGUAGCUACAACCGCUUCAACAAUGACUGCUACAAGGAUGCCUUCGUCUUGGCUCUGAUAAACAGUGGAACCAGUUUCUUUGCUGGUUUUGUUGUGUUUUCUAUUCUGGGCUUCAUGGCUGCUGAGCAGGGAGUCGACAUCUCGCAUGUCGCUGAGUCAGGUCCAGGUCUGGCCUUCAUUGCAUAUCCGAAGGCGGUCAGUCUGAUGCCGGUGGCUCCUCUGUGGGCGGCGCUCUUCUUCUUCAUGCUGCUGCUGCUCGGACUCGACAGUCAGUUUGUUGGGGUGGAAGGUUUCGUAACUGGAAUCCUGGAUCUGUUUCCUGGAAAACAUUACCAUCGCUACAAAAGGGAGAUCUCUGUGGCAAUAUGCUGUUUACUGUGCUUCAUUAUUGACCUCUCCAUGGUGACGCAGGGAGGGAUGUACGUCUUCCAAUUGUUUGACUACUACUCGGCUAGUGGGAUGACUCUGUUGUGGCAAGCAUUCUGGGAAUGCAUAGUAGUUGCCUGGGUCUACGGUGCUGACCGCUUCAUGGACGAUGUGGCUCGUAUGAUUGGCUACCGGCCUUUCCCCUGGAUGAAGUGGUGCUGGUCCUUCAUUACUCCGUGUGUCUGCAUGGGCAUCUUCCUGUUCCACCUGGUGAACUACAAGCCGCUGAACUACAACAACACGUACGUGUACCCGUGGUGGGGCGAGGUGAUUGGCUGGUGUCUGGCUCUGUCCUCCAUGCUCUGCAUCCCCGUCAGUCUUCUCUACAAACUCUUCAGAGCCAAGGGAACCUUCAGAGAGCGCUGGGCUCACCUGACCACUCCGGUGUGGGGGGCCCAUCACCUGGAGUACAUGGCCCCCGACAUCAAGUCCCUGAGCUCGCUGUCCCCCGGCACCGACGACAACAAGGUCAUCAUCUUCGAGAGCGUCAUGUAGGCCACCAAUCACAGCGCUCCAUCUCCAUCUCCGUCCAUCCCACCUGCGACAAGAUGGCCGACACCUCAGCACCUCCAGAUUCACCUCCACCCUGUACCACACCUCAGUGAUCCAUCGGCCUUGGAUUGAUUGAUUGAUUAAUUGGCUCCUUCCUGGAUUACCUGAUGGAUGUGUCGUCGUCCUCGGCUCCUUCAAACGUCACCAGGCACGAGAGCUACAAAGAGUUUUCAAUAAAAGAACAAAGCAGCUCCUCCAGGAGGGUUUUAUAAUCACAGCUGCUUCCUUUUCCCAGAUUACCACUAAAGUAGAGAUUAAAACCAGCAGAUCACUCGGUUCUCGGACUGUAAAGGGCUUCGACUCGACUCCUCCGGUUCUCACCAUGAAAAUGUAAAUAUCAUUCGUCACGUUUCACAAACCCUGGAGGAGCUGAAGAAGAACGUCCGAGAGAUUCCCUAAACGCUGCUGGACGUCGGGCUUCCUCCAUGUUGGACGAAGAGCAUCGGUCUCGUCUUGUGGUGGGCGGGAUGGACAUGCAGACACACACCUGAGAGACGGCCAUCACACACACACACACACACACACACACACACACACACACACACACACACACACAGCUUCAUGACUUCAUCAUCAAACCAACUGUAAACAUCAACAGAUCAACAGGCAAGUCUAAAGGUGUGGGUCAAAUUUAACAGGCUGUGUGUAACGUAUGUCUGUGUGUGUGUGUGUGUGUGUGUGUGUGUGUGUGAUGGCUGUUUAUUAAGACAGAGUUGUAGACACACAGACUGACUGACCCCCAGAAAAUCCCCAGAGGUCUUAAAAACCUCAGAGAACGUUCUGCUCUUCAGUCAAACGUGCGGCCGGGUUUAAUUCCUGGAGUUCGUUCCUCCAGUUUCGUUGAGACAAACUCAGAGUUUGUUGGCAGGACUGAAGUGUAAAAGAAUGUUCCUGUUAGGAGCAACCAGCGGUCCAUGAACUCACCACGCUGCCAGGAGUCCUGAGAUCAGCCAGCUGACGUCUUUCAGCCAGUUUGUGACUCCGAUUGUUUCGGAUCUAAAUUCAGUUUGACUCAAACCGUCGUCCUGAUGCUUGGCUUGUGUCGACACAUCGACACAGCUCGUGCGCUCCUGAAGCUAAAAACUGUGAAUCACCAGCUCCUAAAUCUGAUCCCAGAGCAGCGUGUGGUUCUCUGACCGCUGACCUCCGAUCUGUUUUCAACAGUCACACCGAGGCUUGAUUCACUCAGGCGACAACAGAUCUGAUAUCAGAAGGAAACUUUUCAUUUUCAAUUUCAGUUUUUAUAUUUUUGUUUAAAAUGAAUUUUUAUGUCCAGUUUCUGAGAUUGUGUUCACUGACUGACUCUGUGAAGGUGAUCCAGCUCUGAAGAGAAGCCUGAAUCAGCAGAGUCUGCUUGGUAAUAACAUUUCUACUGACUGGUUCCUGAAGCUUUCGACCGCGACUCCUGAGCUUCAUCUUUUACGCUCAGCUCCAGUUUGCAGUUUUCUGUGAACAUAAACAAACAGAAACAAAAUGUUUGACUCAAUAAGCUCAACUCAACGUCCACUUGCUGUCUCCACCCGGAACAAGUUUGAUCAUUUGAUGAACUGGUUAAUUCAUUUAUCAAGAAGCUCUGAAGGAAAGCAGCAGUUUAAAGAAGGCUGUUGUGAUAUUUCACAGAUCAAUACUGUUGAUCGAUUAACAGAGAAAAUAAUCAGCAGAUGAACCUGGAACAAAAUCAUCUUGACCACAAGCAGCUGAUCCAGGUUCAGUCUGUGAACACAAACAGAAAAUAACGUUCUCAGAAUAAAUGUGAGGUCACAGUGGAUCUGACCUUUAACCUUUCAUGUUCAGUAUUUGACCUCCUCCUGAGGAGCUUCAGGCCUGUGUGAGAAUCAGGUCAAAGGUCGGGCUUCGUUCUGUGUCCGCCCCCCCCCCGUCCUGCCCGCCCGCCCGCCCGCCGGGGAUCGACUCAAGUGCCAAACGGAGCAGGACUGAUCUGAGACCAGCGCUCCAGGCUGCCAACCUGUUCACUCUUCUUCUUCUCUGCCUCAUAUUCAUCCGUUCAUCUCUAACGCUGAGGUCGUCCCGCUCUUGUCCUUUACAGCUGAUCCACGUCACCUCGCAGGAAAACACAAAGAACCUGGUUUCAAAUAAAAAGUCAAAUUACAGAUUUGAUAAUAAAACUUUUUGAUCUCGUCUUUAACUCAACAGCUGACCCAAAAACUGUUCCUGUUGCUCAGUUUGAUUUGGACUUGAUUCGUAAAAAAUGCAGCAAAAUGGCCGCCAGACAAACACGUGACGAACUCAUCUGCAGCUCAGUUUGCUUCGUGUGUGAUGACGCUGACACAAACAGAACAUGUCAGCUUCUGAAAAACUUUUCUGUCCAAGAAAAUCCAGAUUCUGUUCAGACGUCGUCACAAAACUGAUUUAAAGAUUUAGAUGUUCGUUUAAUGGAAUCCUGAACAGAUGCGUCUAAAAGUUCAUGUUAGAGAUGCGCCGAUGAAACAGGGUCAAUACUGAUGAUUAAAAUAAUUGUUGGUGUGUCUUUCUGUGUUUGUUUAUUCCCCCUUUGUUCCAGGGAAACAAGGAAAUUACACAAAUAGCUGAAGAGUUUUAAAUUCAUUCAGUCCUUCGUUCCUUUAAAUGAGCACAAAUUCACAUUUACACACAUUUACGAACGACCUUUCAAACAACUGCUUCAAAAGUCUUUUUACUAAAUAAAUCAUAAAAACCUACAUUUUACAAGAUUACACUGAACGCAUCAUGAAAAUAUUAAUGAUUAUUAGUUAAUAAUUUAGCUUCGCCCAAUAAACACAUCAUAACGUAACUCAGCGUGACCUCCGUCAGCUGUUAGUUUUGGCCACCAUCUGCUAACAGCUAACGUUAACUAGCGGCUAACAGCUAAUGUUAACUAGCGGCUAACAGCUAACAUUAACUAGCCGCUAACAGCUAAUGUUAACUAGCUGCUAACAGCUAACGUUAACUAGCCGCUAACAGCUAAUGUUAACUAGCCGCUAACAGCUAAUGUUAACUAGCUGCUAACAGCUAAUGUUAACUAGCUGCUAACAGCUAACGUUAACUAGGCGCUAACAGCUAAUGUUAACUAGGCGCUAACAGCUAAUGUUAACUAGCUGCUAACAGCUAACUUUAACUAGCUGCUAACAGCUAAUGUUAACUAGCUGCUAACAGCUGACUUAAAGUAGCUCUUCCCUGCUGACGUGAACACAGGUCUGUUGUUCUUGCUGUAGCAUCAUUAGAGGAAAUAAUAGGACGCAUCGGUAACACGUUACAGCGUCCUUUUGUCCCAACAGUGUCUCGAGGAUGAUCUGUGUUUGCUCUAAACAUGUCUCCUGUUGUACCUGGUACGUCAGGACGAUGGGACAACGGGACACUGCCAAUCUGGAGUCCUGCUUUCUAGUCUGAGACACAACAGAAAAACAUCAAACACUGCUGACGUUCAGCCGAUAAAUCGGUGCAUCUCUAUUUAAUGUAAAUUAAAAACAGUUCCACAUUGUCAUCACAUUUUCUAAAUGUGUCGGCACUGAAGUUGCAACAAUUAGAUGGACAGGAAAUUAAUAAGCAACGGUUUUGACCUACCUACUGUUUAUUUGAUGCUUCUCUUUGUGAGACAUGAACAGUUCUGGAUGUUUGGUCACUUUGGACACAGCAGGAUGUUUCGCUGUUUUCUUAUUGACAAAAUCGUAAAUGGAGAAAAUAAAUUCUGAUUAAUCAAUAAUGAAAAUAAACAUUAGUUGCAGAGUCGUCAUCAGCCUGAGAAACAACUGAUUCAAAUGGUAGAAGAAGAAGUUGUUCAGUGUUUACCUGCGGUCAGCUGGUGCGGAGAUGAGAGCCGGAGGACUCAGCCUGAUGCCAAACGUUGCCUUACGUCGUUGUCUUAACUCUCGAGCCCGUAACGGUCGACGAGCCAAACCCAGAGCAUGACAAGACAUCCCGCGUUCGGCUCUGCUUCAUAUCCCACCAAUCAGCAGUCUGCGGGGGCGUGUCUACAACUCUGUCUCCUAGCAACCACACAGUAUGACGGGAAACAUGAUCAGAAUGUAAAAUAUAGAAAAACUUCAUACAUUUGCACAUUGUUGUAAAAUAAUGUCGCUGGCACUUUGAAAAAGAAACGUGUUGGUGUUUUCUUUUACAUAUUGUAAAAUGAAUCAGAGAUUUAUUUUGUGGAGGCUUUUAUUUUGCUGAUACAAACAGUACGACAGAUCUAUAUUGGAUAUCUUUGUGCGUUAUCUAUAUUUGAUGCAGUAUAUGAUGAUGAUGAUGAUGAUGAUGAUUAUUUCUGGCUGUUUGUUCACGUCUGAGUCGGCGAACACGAGCGCCACAGCGACACCGGCUGCAACCAACCAACGAGCUUCAGGCUACCUCACUUCUCAUUCAGACUUUCAAAAUAACUUCUUUUAGCUUUUUAUGCAAACGCCUUGUUAGCGGCGUGGCUGCAGACAGGAGAGGAUUCUGGGAAGUGUUUCUGGAAACAUCUCCAUCCUCGGCCUGCCUCGUGUCGCAGCUUUAAAGGUUCUCACCAACACCAGUGAAAAUGUAAUAAUCUGAAAAUCUGACCUGCAGGAAGUUCAGUUCACACUUUUUUUGUUCACACAAUUUUUCAGAAAGUUUCAACUUUUGGACUGAAGGUGUCACGAUUUGUGGCUGAUGAAAUUAAAAAUCUGAUGUUGUCGUGUUUUGGUGCUGCGAGACCUUUAAAUGUGUCUGACCGGCUGACGUGGACAAGCAGUGAGGGACAGAGCUUUUAUUUUGGCGGGUUUGCUGCGAUGCAGUGAUGCUGAUGCUUCCUGUGGCUCUGAACACACCACGAAAGGGAAUUUUUUAUUUUUUAUUUUUUGGAUUUCUAAUUUUUAAAGUGCUGAAGCGUUUGAAGAGUUUUAGUUUUAGAUGAUUGUUUUUCUGUGUUUUUCUGGAAAUCAGUAUUUUUUUUUUUAUCCUCUGACCCCCCCCCCCCCCCCCUAAACACACACACACACACACACACACACACACACACACACACAUAAUUAUUAUCAUAAUUAUUAUUUUUAUUCCAAAGCAAAAAGGAAAAAUCUCUAUCUAUCUCUAUCCGCCUGUGUCAUUUGAAAGAAUUAGUUUGCACAUCUUCUCCUUUAUGACAGAUGAUUAAAUUUAAAGAUAAAAAUGUUUUAAAGGCUGAAAAACUGCCAACUGUCACUCUGCCAUUUGUAACAAUCAGAAAGUCGUCGGUCUGAUGAGACGGAGACGUGAAGCACCUCAACAGUUUGCAGUAAAACAGCUACCUCAAUUAAAACCAACAACAUGUGGCGGACAGUAAAGAACUCCAUUUCCCAGCAGUCAGCAGGAGCUUCCAGACAACAAGCAGUUAAUGUGAGACAUGACCAUAUAUGGAGAGUCUCUGUAGCCAAUCAGCUCAGUCUGCCACUCUGUCUCCUCAAAUUACAAAUAAAAACAGACCAAUCUGGUGUCAGUAUAAAUCCUGUCUCUCAGCCAAUCAGAGCGCCCGCUGGCUCAUUAAGACUCAGAAUGAUGAAGAACAACUAGACCAGCCAAUCACGUUAUCGGACACUGCAGGGCGACUCAGCUGAUCAGAAGUGUCUGAAACAAACAUGGCCGCCUCACGUCGGCCAAAGUCAUUAAAGGCGAUUAAACACAAAUUUAAUGGACGUUAGUUCGUCACUGCUGACGAGUUUAACGAAGCUGAAAACAUAACUUUUUUUUAUUUCUCUGAUGAUGUCACAGUAAAAUCUGACCGACGGCUCCUUUAAAGAAAAGAUUCCUGCUCGGAGCGUCUUUAUUUUCUGAGUGGAAACUUUUUGGACUGAAGACGUUUGAAGUUUGAAGUUAAACUGAGAACUUAAGAUUUGACAGUUAAUAAACAGUUUAAUAAUCAGACUAAUCAGUGAUUAUUGAUCAUUAGUCAUUGGCUGUUGAGCAGAGCUGAAGCUGAUUGGCUGGUCUGGUGAGUGGAUUUAAAGUGACGGCGUACAGAGAUGAUGACUGAUGAUUAAAAGUAGUGAGAUUAGAGAUCAGAUGAUGAUAUUUCACUAAUCAAACUAACCCGAGGCAGAAAGUUAUAAAAACAUUAAACUGACGUUUGACACUCUUUUAUUUUUUUAAGUUUUAUCAUUACUAAAUGUCUCGUGUGGGCGGAGCCUGGUGGGUCAGAGCAGGAAGCUAAUAAAGAAAUAAAAUCUGCAGCCAUUUAAGACAAAAGAAAUAUAUAAAUAUAAAUAUAUAUAUAUAUAUAUAUAUAUAUAUACAUUUAAAAAAAACAUCUUGGAAAAAAACCCAAAAUGUACAUUUAGAAAAAAAAACUGAUGUUUCAUGUCAUUUUGUCUUUGUGCUCUCCUGCCAAAAAAAAACACAAAAAAACCCAUCUUGUGACAGAAUCGUUGAUCCAAAGCCGCCGCGCCGAGACAGGAAGUUAUAUUUAAUUACAAAAUAAAAGAGCAUGUUGCCUCUGCAGGUACAGACAGAAAGACAGACAGACAGACAGACAGACGGACUGAUGAUGAUCGCUGACGAUGCUUUUAAAAAGGGUUUGAAUGUUUUUUAUUCUUCAGUGUGGAGACAGACUGACAUCAGACUUUAAUCACAUUAAUUAAAUUAAUCAUCAGAUUAUCAAAACAUCCACUGAUACAUAUGAAUAAACGUCUUUACCAGAGUCACUUCUUUAAGAUUUUUUUUUUUUAAUUUGGAUACUGUGAAAAGAGAAAAAGACCUUUUUGUCAAAAACUAAACUUUUUGUUUAUCAGGCUAAACGCUGCGCUGUAACCUCACAUAUGUUUCCUGUUUUAUUCUGUGCUGUGUGACUCUGUGUCGCAGUCACAGAAAACUUCUUUAAUGAAACAAACACCUUCAGGUCUUUAAUAACGUCCACACAUCUGUCUACACGAAGUCUACCUGUCAGUGAAGGCAUCACCAGUCUGUCUCAGACUCUGACAGCUGAGCUAUGCAAAGAGUCGAGAGCUUUACUCUGUAGUGUCUUGCACAAAAUAGUUGGGGAGCUGCAGGGCUGUGAAAAAACUUUAUUCAGUGUUUAUAGACGACAAUCUAAAAUUUUGUGUUUCUCCUCUCAGACUUUUAUUCUGCACAGCUUCCAGACAAAAUUUAGUGAGACAAAAAUGAUCAAAAUGUUACUGCACAAAUAAAUAAAUGAAUAAAAUUAAAAACAAUAAGAAUUAAAAAUUUAUUUUGGUGGAAAGUCAAAUAUUUCUUCAGGUGUCAGGGAGUCGAUUUCAGCAAAUUUGACCUUAGUGUUUCUAAAAUCCUGCUGACAGCCUCCAAUAUGUGAAUCCCUGAAACUUUAAAAACCAAACGAGUCUAAAGAAUCCACCUGUCUGUCUGUCCGUCCAUCCGUCUGUCUGUCGGCUGUUUUGAUCAUCGAUUCUGUCUGACGAACUUCACCAUCAGCUGGUUUCCGUCAGAGAGCGUCUCGCUGUUCAGAGUAGAUUUCUCUCACAGCUUUUUUUAUGAAAUUCUAAUUUUUAUUUCAGCUUCAUUUUGCUGUAGAGGAUUUUCUUUUUUUUUUUUUUAGAUAUUUUUUAAAAAUAUUUUCAGUGAUUUUUUUAGCCAAAAACAUUGCCAAAGUGUUUUUAACCUCCAAAAAUAAAAUAAAAAACAAAAACGCAAGCUUAAAGGGAAAAAGAUGAUUUUUGUUUGUUUUUUUAUUUUUGUCUCUCGACAGUUUUAGCGCUGGUGCUCCUAAAAAGCUAAAUCAAUAAUCAUGACAUUAAAUAAGUUUCUUACCUUUAAGUCCUUUGGGAAGCUGAAGUUGGAUCAGUGAAACCAGCAGGGGGCGCUCUCCUCCGGUGGGAACUCCCAUCUAUUGUGUUUGGGCCGGAAACACCGCCGCCGGCUUUAACACACAGAGCUCGACAACGAACACGUCACUGACAGGAAACAGGAAACACGUCACUGACAGGAAACGCAUCUUUCACAAAAACAUCUGAAAAACAUCCAAACAUCAGAUAAACUAUUAAAUGAACUAAAUUACAAACGAUAAAAAAGAACGUUGUGUUUAACGAAAAAUGAACUCACAAUAAAAUAAAAACCGUCAGCAUACCUCGCUGAUAGUAUACUUACUGUGAACAUCCACUGAAGCAUCAUGGGAACUGUAGUCGGCCCACAGAGUUGUCGUCAGGUCUUUUCAGUCUGAUAUAAAGAGUCUUUGACGUCGACCAGUUUCUCAUCAGAGAUUUUUGUGUUUUAUAUUUUAUCUGUUUCGAGCUUCCAGAGAACAAAACUUGUGUUUCCAGCCCAAACUCAUCUCCACGGUGACCUCAUUCAUCUCGCCGUCCAUCACUUUUGUUGUAAGUGUGUCUCUUGUGACUUCCUGUGAACCUUCAGUCUUCCAUCCAUAACUGUAGAUCAAUUAAAGGUGAUUAAAGUAGCUUCAUUAAUGAGUAGCUGUGUACUAACGACACUCGGGGCUCCACAUUAACGAGUCACCAGCUAAAAUAAAAAAAAAAAAAGUCAUCGAUGAUGUACGAGUUAACUUUGAGCCCUGAUGAUGUCACUGUGUCUCAUUGACCUCUGACCCCUGCGAGGGUCGUCAUGCUGUAAGUCACUGUGAUCACUGUGCUCAUUCACCGACUAAGAUACGGCAAUAAAAGUAACGUCAUGACAAACA
Messenger RNA from Epinephelus fuscoguttatus (brown-marbled grouper), 11873 nucleotides. It is a transcript of the gene slc6a8, whose product is annotated as solute carrier family 6 member 8. Gene Ontology annotation, biological process: sodium ion transmembrane transport. The transcript has 13 exons. The record is from RefSeq and is a predicted model, not a curated record. Gene Ontology annotation, cellular component: membrane. NCBI's taxonomy places the organism in Eukaryota, Metazoa, Chordata, Actinopteri, Perciformes, Serranidae. The coding region runs from base 1223 to 3241 and encodes 672 amino acids.